Juglans regia (Persian walnut) is the source of this 1720-nucleotide messenger RNA. Its product is annotated as PAP-specific phosphatase HAL2-like. The transcript has 3 exons. The record is from RefSeq and is a predicted model, not a curated record. Lineage: Eukaryota; Viridiplantae; Streptophyta; Magnoliopsida; Fagales; Juglandaceae. Gene Ontology annotation, molecular function: 3'(2'),5'-bisphosphate nucleotidase activity. Bases 102 to 1460 code for a protein of 452 amino acids. Gene Ontology annotation, biological process: sulfate assimilation; phosphatidylinositol phosphate biosynthetic process.
CUUACUUCAGUCACAGCUUACCAUUAACCACAUACAUAGCGAUACUGAUUAAGAGACAACACAGAGAGAAGAGAGCGAGACACACAGCUUAAUUUUUCUUCAUGGAUAUGCCUUUAUAUUGCUCGAGCCUGGCUGCCAGAGUUCCACAUGUCUCGGGAGACGGAAGAGUAAGCAACAAGUUGACAUCCAACCAUGUUGGAAGCUUGUUCUUCCAACACCAGAACCCACCAAAACAAAUUCUCUCUCUGCCAAAGUUCGAUCAGAGUUGUUCUUCUUCCAUAAUGGAGGACCAAAAGAGCCUAAGCGUUGCAUCCCCAGAACCAGAAAAAUAUUACCAAGAACUGGAUGUUGCUGUCAGAGCUGUACAGAUGGCAUGUUCUCUCUGCCAGAGAGUACAAGACAGUUUGAUUUCUAAAAGCAACGAUCAGAUAAAAUCCAAGGAUGACAAUUCUCCUGUCACUGUUGCGGAUUGGAGUGUCCAAGCUACAGUCAGCUGGUUACUAUCCGAGUAUUUUGGAAGAAAAAAUCUGUCCAUUGUUGCUGAAGAAGAUGUUCAGAAACUCUCCAGGGCUGAUGCAUCUGAACUAUUAGUAGCUGUGGUGAACAUUGUGAAUGAAUGUCUAGCUGAAGCACCUCGUUUUGGACUUAAAGGUCCAGAUAAGGACCUCGGGACCUCAGAGGUGCUUGAAGCCAUCAGUCACUGCAACUCAUCAGGGGGUCCUACUGGAAGAUUCUGGACACUUGACCCUGUUGAUGGCACAUUGGGGUUCGUCCGUGGGGAUCAAUAUGCUAUAGCUCUAGCACUGAUAGAGGAUGGAGAAGUUGUGCUUGGAGUUCUUGGGUGUCCAAAUUACCCGAUGAGAAAGGAAUGGUUAAGUUAUCAUCACCGUUAUCAUAGAAUUAUCACUAAGUUGACUCCACCAACAUCUGAGUCUUGGGACAAAGGUUUUGUGACUUAUGCUAUGAAAGGUAGUGGCAAGGCUUGGAUGCAACCACUGCUUCAGUCAAAUAAGAAGUUAGUGUGGCCAAACUCUGCAAGGCCAGUGCGAGUGUCUUCCAUUGAUGAUCCAGGAUUAGCAACCUUUUGUGAACCAGUCGAGAGAGCAAAUUCAAGCCACUCCUUCACAGCAGGACUAGCUCACACCAUGGGGCUUAGGAAGCAACCACUACGAGUAUACAGUAUGGUCAAGUAUGCUGCUAUAGCCCGAGGGGAUGCUGAGAUUUUUAUGAAGUUUGCAAGGGCUGGCUACAAGGAGAAAAUAUGGGAUCAUGCUGCUGGAGUCGUUAUUAUACAAGAGGCCGGAGGCAUGGUAACUGAUGCAAGAGGGAACCCACUUGACUUUUCAAAGGGCAUUUACCUAGAAGGCCUAGAUCGAGGUGUAAUUGCAUCUGCUGGACCCAAGCUACAUGACAAGAUCAUCAGUGCCGUUGAUGCUAGCUGGGAUUCCUCUAGUCUAUAAGGUUUUACCAUUUUUAACAUGAUUAGACAGUCAGGAAAUUGGGAACCCAAAUUUUCUUUUUUAAAUUCUUCUUCUUCUUCUUCUUCUUCUUCUUCUUCUUCUUCUUAUUUUUCUUGUUUGGUGGGGGGUUCUAGCUUUCUGUAAUUAUAGGUUUGUCUGUUCAAAGUCACCAAUAAAUGAAAGUGUGGACAGUACUGUAAGUAAGUGAUCCUAUUUUAUUUGCAUAGGAUUGUGAAUGAUGUAUUUGUACUUUAGCUUCA